Lolium rigidum is the source of this 1151-nucleotide messenger RNA. RefSeq names its product 18S rRNA aminocarboxypropyltransferase. The record is from RefSeq and is a predicted model, not a curated record. Gene Ontology annotation, biological process: maturation of SSU-rRNA. Lineage: Eukaryota; Viridiplantae; Streptophyta; Magnoliopsida; Poales; Poaceae. The transcript has 10 exons. Bases 42 to 872 code for a protein of 276 amino acids. Gene Ontology annotation, molecular function: rRNA small subunit aminocarboxypropyltransferase activity.
CCGCCAGACGAGAGAGGUUCGCCGCCGUCAAGACUUGCAGGAUGGGGUACCACCGCAAUAGGCGCGGGCGUGGAUCCUCCUCCUCGUCCUCCUCCUCUUCACGCCGCACCAAGCAAGAAGAGGCCUCGUGCGAUGCUGGUCCGGGGACAUCACUUCCAAGGCAGGAAGACAGCACCGAAGAGGAAACUAAUGUCAUGAAAAUUCAGCUUGCAAUGUGGGACUUUGGACAGUGCGAUGCUAAAAGAUGCACGGGUCGUAAACUUUCAAGAUUUGGGCUUUUAAAGGAGUUGCGAGUGACAAAUGGUUUUGGUGGUGUUGUUCUCAGCCCUGUUGGGACACACUGUGUAUCCAAGGAAGAUCACCCUAUCGUGCAAAGAAAAGGAUUGGCCGUGGUUGAUUGUUCUUGGGCACGUUUAGAUGAUGUUCCUUUCGCGAAACUCCGUUGUGGUGCUCCUCGUCUCUUGCCAUGGUUGGUAGCAGCAAACCCUGUGAAUUAUGGCCGCCCAUGUCAGCUGUCGUGUGUAGAAGCUUUAUCAGCAGCCCUCAUAAUAUGCGGGGAGAAAGAUACUGGAGAACUGCUGCUUGCCAAAUUCAAGUGGGGUCACUCAUUCUUAUCACUUAACAGAGAUCUGCUGAAAGCAUACUCCAAAUGUGAGAAUGGCACCGAGAUUAUCAAUGUGCAGAACUCAUGGUUAGCCAGUGCCACAAGUGUUCCCAAGUCACCUGUAAAUGCGGCAGAGAAAUCACACCAAAGCACAGAGGAAGGAUCGGAUGAUGAUUCUGAUGAUGGCUUGCCUCCUCUGGAGGAGAACAUGAACCACUUGAACCUUAGUGAAGAAGAAGAAAGCGAAGAGGAAAGUGAAACCGAGUAGAAGAAGGUAUCAUGACUAAGUUAUGUUUGAGGUAAGUGAACUGUAUGUGCCAUGGCACAACGGGAUAUAUUUGUCUCUCCAAUCAAAAUAAGAACAAGUGUAUCGAGGCGUUGGUCUUGGAUCUUAAGACAAUCUUUGUAUACUUGUAGUGCUUGCUUUGUACCAGUAUGUAAGUGUAUAAACACUCUCUGAGAACAUGAAUCUGCCUCCUAGGAGGAUGUAAACAAACCCCUAUCUUUUCAAUGAAAUGAAACGCAAAGGUCCUUUGCGUUUUCUCGA